AUUUAUGCACCAUACAAAUGAAAACAAACAAAACUGAUCAAGAUCAGCUGUGCGAGAGUUUUAAAAUCCGUUUGAGAAAGAUUUCCAUUUCAAUAUUUCGUUAGUUAUCAACCGUUGACGAUGAAGCAUCAAAGUUUCUGCAUUUUUAUUAUUUUUUAUAUGUUUAUAAACACUGCAGUGCCAUUUAUUACGAAAAUUCAAUGUAGCACUUCAGAAGCGCGCACGUGUAUUGAACCUUUCUGCUUUUUCACAAAUAACACAGCUGAUGGUGUUUCAGCUAAUUAUGGAUGUAAAGAACUCUCAAGACCGUUAAAUAAAAUUAAUGUUCACUUCAAACUUUAUACUAAAAUGUAUUCGCAAUACUUUCAAGUUGGUUAUUUUCCAAAAUUUGAUUAUUGCACGUUCAUUGAGAAUAUCGACAAACAAAAUUUGUUAUAUUAUGGAGUGAAACUAAUGAAGGAGAGAUUGCCAGAAAGUAUACGAGAAUGUCCUUACAUUGGUAAACAACUUCAAGUGAGAAAUCUCAACUUGACUUCAGACGACUUGACAUUUCUACCAGCUGGAAAAUAUAAAGUGGUUUGCACUUUCUCGGACGAUGAUGAUUAUAAAAUCUUAAGAAUGGUGACUCAUGUAAAGAUUUGA
This is a messenger RNA of Clunio marinus, 642 nucleotides long. NCBI's taxonomy places the organism in Eukaryota, Metazoa, Arthropoda, Insecta, Diptera, Chironomidae. The record is from the annotation of a GenBank genome assembly.